CUCUGCAGAAGGCAACACCCACCUCGGAACAACGACCACAAGGGCAGAGAACGAGGAAACAAGAGAGAGAAACAAUGAAAAGAAGGCAGGAGAGGUGAACACAGACAGAGACAUCAACACGGAGGAAGAAGAACAGAGCCACAGACCCGAAGAAGAGAACAAGAAGGCGGUGGUGUUCAGGUUGAGAUGGAGCUGUGGCGUCACUGUGCAGUGUGGCUGAUAGAGUGCAGGGUGCUCCCUGAGAGCCACAGGGUAACGUGGGACAGUGCUCAGGUGUGUGAGCUAGCCCAGGCUCUGAGGGAUGGAGUCCUGCUCUGUCAGCUGCUCAACAACUUACUACCCCACGCCGUCAACCUCCGAGAGAUCAACCUACGACCACAGAUGUCCCAGUUCCUGUGUCUGAAGAACAUCCGUACGUUCCUGGGGGUGUGUCAGGAGAAGUUUCACCUGAAGAAGACUGAACUGUUUGAAGCCUUCGACCUGUUUGAUGUCAGAGACUUCGGCAAGGUGAUAGACACCUUGUCCAUUCUGUCCCACUCAUCCAUCUCCAUCCAGAAGGGUUUCCAGCCUUUCCCAAUAGAAGGCUGUAUUACUGAUGAUGACAUCUACAGCGGUCUCUCUGACCAGAUUGAUGAGACAGUGGAUGAGGAUGAUGACCUGUAUGACUGUGUGGAGGACCAGGAGAAUGAGGGGGAUGAGAUAUAUGAAGACCUGAUGAGGGCCGAUGAGCCAUCAGAGACGCAGCAGCAGCAGAAGAUGGAGGUGGACAAGAGAGAAUGCUGCCUGCAGGAGAUCAGACUGACAGAGGAGAAAUACACUGACACACUGGAGUCCAUAUUACAGCACUUUAUGAAGCCCCUCCAGAAGUUCCUUCAGCCUCACGACAUAGAGAGUAUCUUCAUCAACACGGAGGAUCUGGCCAUAACCCAUCGUAGUCUGCUGGGGGAGAUCCAGACCUCCAUCUUAACCCUGAACGCCGAGAACCUUUACCAGGUCUUCAUCAAUUACAAAGAGAGGUUGUUGCCGUAUGGGCGGUACUGCAGUCAGGUGGAAGCAGCUACUAAACACCUGGACAAGAUGUCCGCCAUGAAGGAAGGCGUCAGGAUGAAACUACAGGAGUGCUCUAAGAGGGCAAACAGUGGCAGGUUUUCUCUGCGUGAUCUACUCAUGGUUCCCAUGCAGAGAGUCCUCAAAUACCACCUACUGCUCCAGGAGCUGGUGAAACACACGUCUGGCACUACAGAGAAAGACAACCUUCGGACAGCUCUAGACGCCAUGAGAGACCUCGCCCAGUGUGUGAACGAGGUAAAGAGAGACAAUGAGAUCAUCAAACAGAUCACCACCUUCCAGUUGUCUAUAGAGAACAUGACCCAGUCUCUGGCUCUGUACGGACGACCCAAGAUAGACGGAGAACUGAAGAUCAUCUCCUCAGAGAAGAAAUCCAAACAGGACAGGUAUGCCUUCCUGUUUGACAAGGCGAUGCUGGUGUGUAAGAAGAAGAGUGGAGAGAUGAUGGAACUGAAGGAGAUUAUAGAGCUGCAGCACUACCAGCUACGAGACGAGACCAUCGGGGAGAAGGACAACAAGAAGUGGUCACAUUUUUUCCUGCUUAUAGACUGUUAUGGGAAGUUGGGAUACGACCUGUUCUUCAAGACCAGAGAUCUCAAGAAGAAAUGGCUGGAGCAGUUUGAGAUGGCCCUGUCCAACAUGUGUCCAGAGAACUGUACUGCCAACAGUCAUGACUUCCAGAUGUACUGCUUUGAAGAUACCACCUCCUGCAAGGCCUGCUGUAUGCUACUCAGGGGGAUAUUCUUCCAGGGGUAUCGUUGUAGUCGUUGCAAAAUGGCCGCUCAUAAAGAAUGCCUGGGAAGAGUACCAGGCUGCGGACGCAACCCAGACCACUCAGGCACCGUGAAGAAGAAUAAGAAGUCAGCUUCUCACAGACAAGCCAGUCCAGGUCUUCCUAAAAUGGAGGUGUGUCAGGAGUACUAUGGUGUCCCUCCGCCCCCUGUAGCGUUCGGCCAACCACUGCACCUCUCCAUGGGUGAUGUCAUCGAACUGACAAGAGCCGAGGCCGACCUACAGUGGUGGGAGGGCAAGAAUGUGACGAUUGGUCAGAUGGGUUGGUUCCCCUGCAGUAAGGUCCAGCCCUUCAUCUGUAGACCAACUCCUGACCUAUCAGACUUCCUAUGGUUUGCGGGGAACAUGGACCGGUCAGCGGCGAAGAACCUCCUGAUUUCACGGUCAGACGGAACGUUUCUGGUCCGCCAGAAAGACGGAGGAGAGUUCGCCAUCAGCCUCAAGUUUAACAUGGACAUCAGACACAUCAAGAUCACAUCAACAGAAGGCCUCUACCGCAUCAACGAGAAGAAAGCAUUCAAAGGGUUAAUCGAGCUGGUUCAGUUCUACCAGCAGCAUUCACUGAAGGAGUAUUUUAAGGAAGUGGACACCACCCUCCAGACCCCCUUCAACCAGCCUGAACAGAGUGAUACACCUUUCAACACACCCUCCCCAGGUGGCAGUAUGCAUUCGUUCGGCACAGCUAGGGCCAGGUAUGACUUCUCAGCCAGAGACCGUACAGAGCUGUCUCUGAGAGAAGGAGACACAGUCAAGGUCCUGUCUAAGAAGGCUCCCAAUGGAUGGUGGAAAGGAGAGGUCUAUGGACGGGUUGGUCUGUUCCCAGCUAACUAUGUAGAAGAGGAUUACUCUGAAUAUUGCUGAUGUCGCCUCAAUGUCACACCUUCACCUGUGUGUGAAAGAGACCAAUUCAAUCCCUCCCCCAUCCCUUGGCCCUAACCCUUUAAGGGGCAGUGCAGUCAGCAAUGUGAUUUUACUGGGAAGGGGGGGGUUCAACAAUAUUUCCACACUAUGAAGUUGAAAUAACACUCUGAAAUUGUGAAAAAUUAUGAUAAUGACCUUUUAGCUUUUUGAAAACAAUGCUUGGAAUUUCAGCCUGUUCAGGUGGGAUGGAGAUUUUGGCCCAACGCAUGACAUCACAAUCUGAUCAGAUGUUUCUGAUCAAUGACCAGUCAUCUUUUUAUUUGCAUAUGUAUCCUCCUACUUUGAAAUAACACUCUGAAAUUGUAGAAAAAUUAUGAUAAUGACCUUUUAGCUUUUUGAAAACAAUGCUUGGAAUUUCAGAGCAGGCCUGAGUGGUGUCACGCUUUUUCCCCGUCCCUAGAAAAACACAGCUGAUUAAUCUAAUUGCAUUCUGAACUGAAGAUCAUGAUUAUUUCAUUAAUGGAGUCAGGUGUCUUAGCUGGGGCAAAAGUGUGAUACCAAUCAGGCGGACUGGAACUGCCCAAUCACUGCUCUAGAGCCUAGACAAUCAUAUCCUCCAAUCAGGGCUGUGUAUGGAAACAUAUUAAAAUUUGUAUCAACAUGCCGACACGAUCAGACUGAGCAUUUCAAUGGCAAAAGGAGGCUCGGGGGGGGGAUGAUACAAAAUAUAUUUGGAGUUAUUUUCAUAUAAUAAACACAGUGAUUUACUAGACAUACAGUGAUGAUGUAAAAAAAAUUAAAUCAAAAAGACUGCAUGUAGGCUAUAAAUGUUUGCAUAGAUCUGCAAGAUAGAGGCAAUAUGGCGGAAGCUUCACCACCACCAUAGAGCACUAAAGGACAUAUUAGCAUGGGCAGCACCACUGAGGGCUUCCACCAUUUUUUAUAUAGUCAACCGGACGGGACUUCCAACUUCAUUGGCUGAUCCCUCCUGGUGAACCCUGUUGGGAGUCAUGUGCAACCGGGUCAUCAGGAGGGAUCAGCCAAUCGUGAAGAAGAAGAAAGAUGCAAUGAUGCUGCCUCUUUCCAUCUCUAUGAGCAUUACUACACACGGAUACCUACACAGACCCUUCAGACAUGUUAACAUCAAGGGGUUAGGGUCAAGGGGGAGGGGGGAGGGGGGGGUCCUAAAGACAGGGACCCCUGGCUUCCUCCUAUGUUUAUAACUCAAUGUACUGAUUCAAUGUUUCUGCUGUGAAUAAAACCUCUGCUUUACAGUA
Messenger RNA from Coregonus clupeaformis (lake whitefish), 3998 nucleotides. RefSeq names its product proto-oncogene vav. The coding region runs from base 187 to 2721 and encodes 844 amino acids. Gene Ontology annotation, biological process: regulation of GTPase activity; cell migration; intracellular signal transduction. Gene Ontology annotation, cellular component: cytoplasm. Lineage: Eukaryota; Metazoa; Chordata; Actinopteri; Salmoniformes; Salmonidae. The record is from RefSeq and is a predicted model, not a curated record. Gene Ontology annotation, molecular function: guanyl-nucleotide exchange factor activity; protein binding. The transcript is spliced from 27 exons.